This is a messenger RNA of Chara braunii, 2972 nucleotides long. NCBI's taxonomy places the organism in Eukaryota, Viridiplantae, Streptophyta, Charophyceae, Charales, Characeae. The record is from the annotation of a GenBank genome assembly.
GUAAGUCUUAGAUUGAGUCAAUAGGUUGUCAGUCAGGGGUCAGAGUCUACGUGGUGAGGUCUGGAACCACUAACCCGGUUGUACACUUAUCACCAUGGUUGGGACCCGUAGUGGGUUAGAGACUAGCCCCUAUAGCAAGGAGCAGCAAGAAAAGAUGGCCGCCUUAGUUAAAGAAAAUAAGGAGAGGAAAGAGCGUGAGAAGCAGGCAAAGCUAAAGGCUAUCGCAGACGAGCGGGCGCCGAAGAUGAAGGAAGUGGAGGAGGAGAUGAAGAAAAAGGAGAAGGCUGCUGAAGAAGAAGUGGCAGCAGAGGAAGAAAAAGAAAGAAUGAGGAUUGAGAGCAGAGAGGGGAGUAGUGGCACGGAAAAGGACACAGACGCUGAGAUUGAGAAGAAGAUCAGCGAGUGGGUUGCUAAUUUAUCGUUGGGGGAAGACGAGGAGGCGGAGUCAUAUGUGAAUGAGGAUGAGAAGGCCGCACUGGCCGCUGAGCUAGCAGCCAUGACGGACCCGAUGGAACGAAGAGAGAGGGAAGACGAGCAGAAGUUGCAAUGGAAGUUGAGAAUGAAGAGGGAGAAAAGAAGGAGGAGAGAAGAAGUGAAUAAGAUGACCGCAGCAGUGACAAAGGUGCAGGAGUGUAGAGCGGAGGUGCUAGCCCAGCCAGAUGAUAAGGCCAAGUGGGACAAGGUACUGGGGGACCUAGAGGUGUUGAGCAAGGCCUGGAUGGAGGAGCGCCAGACAAGUUGGAGCCAGGAUGUAGCGUUGAGUGCCAUGCGGUUUGGUUUCAGGGAUUUUGCGCGCAAAAUCGUCACCCACAUUGGGGGCGAAGUCAAACAGUUGAGGCACAAUGUAGGAAAGUUUUGUGAAGGCGCCAUUGAAGGUGCAAAAGCCAUAGCCACUGUAGAUAGCGAGGCUAGACCCCGUAAGGAGCCUGUCAAGCUCAAGUUCCCAGACGCGUACGGGGGAAAGAAGGAGGAGAACUUUGAUAACUGGGAGGCCAGUGUCAACAGUUACAUUUAUUUACAGCAUAUCCUGAUAGAGGAACAAGUCCUAGUGGCCUUCCAGACCCUGAAGGACGAAGCGGCUAGCUUCGCCAGGUCCCUUGCGCGCGCAGCCGGUUGUGAAAACAACCUGGUUGCAUAUUCCAAAGUCAACCCCCUCUCUCAGUUCCUCAAGCUCCUUAAGGAGCGAUUUGCUGACCAAACGCAAGGCGUCAGAGCCUCAGAUAAGUUGCAAACAAUCCACUCACGGCAAUGGAGGAGUGUCAAGGCACUCAAGGGUACCAUGGACGACUUGGUAGCUGUCCCGGACCAUGGGGUCACUGAGCCCCAGCUGGUCCAGUUGUUUUAUCGUGCCAUUCCAGGGGCCCUACGCGGGCAUUUCUUUGACAAGUCUCAGCAGGCCGGCAUCACUUACGAUGCAUUGAGUAGAGAAGUCAUCCUGUAUGAGUCGAAGUCUAUGCCAGUUACCACUUUCUGGCAUAAGGACCUGGAGAAGGGGAAGAAGUGGAAGGAUCAUACCAUCUCAGGCCAAAUCAAGGCCAAGGAUCACUUGAUCCUGACAUUAGAGGAGGGUGGUACAGAAGAGGUCCCAUAUGAUCAGAUUGAGUGGGGCCUAGGGGAGGAGUACAGUAGUGUAGGGCAAGGGAGGUCUUACGCUACUGUCGCGGUCGGAGGGAGGCCGCAAGGUAGAGGAGGAGGCCAGGGCCAAAGGGGCCAGGCCAUGGGAGGCCGAGGACCGGGCGCACAGGGGGUUGGCGGACAGGGAAACCGCCAAGCGGGAGUAGUCUAUCUAGAUGAUAUCCUAGUUUUUAGUAAGACCCUCGAGGAGCACCAGGGUCAUCUGAGGCAGGUCUUGGAGAAGCUACGAGAGGCUAACUUCAAGAUCAAUGCAAAGAAGUGUGAGUGGGCCAAAACACAAGUCUUGUACUUGGGCCACGUGUUGGACGGAGAUGGCAUUAAGCCAGAGGACAGUAAGAUCGCGGCGAUUAGAGAUUGGCCGAUUCCCCACACAUUGACAGAGUUACGGUCGUUCUUAGGCCUAGCUAACUACUACAGGAAGUUCGUAAGGAACUUCUCCACUAUCGCCGCUCCCUUGCGCAGGUUGCUGAAGAAAGAGGCAAUCCGACAAUGGGACAAACACUGUACGUCUGCGCUCAAGAAGUUAAAGCACGCGUUAAUAGAGUAUCCUGUCCUCAAAGUUGCAGAUCCGUCUUUGCCAUUUGUCGUCACCACGGACGCGAGUCAGUAUGGGAUAGGCGCCGUGUUGCAGCAAGAUGACGGCAAUGGCUAUAGACCCGUAGAGUUCAUGUCAGCGAGGAUGCCCUGUGAGAAGGUCGCUACCUCCAUGUAUGAGAGAGAACUCUACGCUCUCAGGCAGGCUUUAGACCAUUGGAAGCACUAUCUACUUGGGAGGCACUUCAAAGUGUAUUCUGACCAUGAGACACUCCGUUGGUUAAAGACACAGGCCAAGAUGACACCUAAGUUGACUAGGUGGGCCGCAGAGAUAGACCAAUUCGACUUUGAGCUCAAGCCAGUGAAGGGCAAAUACAACGUAGUUGCGGAUGCUCUGAGUAGGAGAUCAGACUACUUUGGAGCCGUAGUACACUAUCUGGAUAUAGGGAGAGACCUGCAGGAGAAAAGUGAGGCAAGCAUAUGCGCAAGACCCUAUCUAUAGCGACCUCCUAAAGAGAGUUAGAGAGGCCCCAGAGACCGAACCAGAUUACCGCACUACAGACAGGUUGCUGUUUGAGAAGACUAAUGUGUUUGACCGCCUGUGCGUUCCCAACAACAAAGAGAUCCGCAGUUUGAUUUUAGGGGAAUGCCACGAUACUGAAGGGCAUUUCGGUUGAAAAAGACAUUAGCCAACCUGAUGCGUGCGUAUACCUGGCCAGGGAUGAAGAAUGACUGCAUAAAGUAUGUCCGCAGUUGUAAAGUGUGCCAGAGGAAUAAGUCUACUACACGCGUGCCCCUAGGUC